This is a messenger RNA of Magallana angulata, 2230 nucleotides long. Its product is annotated as tripartite motif-containing protein 3-like. Gene Ontology annotation, biological process: proteasome-mediated ubiquitin-dependent protein catabolic process; protein polyubiquitination; negative regulation of translation. The record is from RefSeq and is a predicted model, not a curated record. Gene Ontology annotation, molecular function: ubiquitin protein ligase activity; translation repressor activity; protein binding. NCBI's taxonomy places the organism in Eukaryota, Metazoa, Mollusca, Bivalvia, Ostreida, Ostreidae. The transcript has 2 exons. Bases 976 to 2124 code for a protein of 382 amino acids.
GCUGGAUGGUCUACAACAAAAUAUCCAUAAGAUCUGCCUCAAAACUUAAAAUAUGAUAUUUAAAUUUGGCCAGAAACAUUACUAAUCUUUUUAGAAAAGAAAAAUAUUUUAGAUUUAAAAUUUGUACAUUUUCUAUAUCGUAAUACAGAACUCUUCAUCUGAUGGAGAUAAAUAAAGUCUAAAUAUGGCAACAACCACUGAGCUCUCUUAAAACCCCACGCACGAAGUAUAAUCCUCUCAUACCGGAGUUCAGUUAAUUUUCAUUCAUUCAUAGGCCUACGUACAAUGAAUAUAACUUAAUUAGUACCGGUAUAGACUCAAUGCUGUGAGACUGACACCAAGCUAGUUUGUUUAACUGGUUAAGGUUGGAAUUUAAAUUUCUUAUGACAAUACAAUUAUCAACACCAUAUCAUAAGCGGCUCAACCCGGAUGGCAGUGGUAAUGGUACUUAACCAUACAUAUAUAAAGAUAUUAUAAAAGUAUACUUCCGAUCGUAAAAUAAGAUGAUUAUUAUAAAAAAAAUAAAAGAUUUUAAACUUAAUAUCCGAUCUUUUGAUUUUUUUAAAACGCCUUUUUGCAAAGAAUGUGAUGUUACUCAAUUGUUCUGGAAGCCUGAUUUUGCCCGCUGAGAGUACGCUUUAAGAAAAGCCAAGCUAAACAACCAACAAUUAAAGGAAAAGUUUUGAAGUACAAGCACUGCUCAAGUUUUGUUCGAUCCAUGGGAUGUCUGUUAUCGCUUUCCCUUUGUUUGCAAACACUAAGGCGGUGCCAUGUAAUGAUUAAGGUAAAACGAUGGGAAUUGUUGAGGGGAUUAUUUUUGGAAGGAAGGGUGAAAGGACUUGUUGUGAUUCCAACUAUAUAGCGGUUAUCGCAAGAUAAACGAGGGGAAAAAAGAACCCACGGGCAAGACAGGAGCCAUAGAAUUUCAAAUAGAAUUUUGGCAAGGAACACAAUUUGUUUGAAUUAAGAGAGAAAAUGAGCGCGUUGAUGAAAAGCGCUUCAACGGAAGAAAUCAUCAACGAACAAACAUCGCCAUCGCAGAGGAAAAUUGGAAUCAUUGGUCGGAUGAAAAAGAAGCUGGCAAUAAGCUCCAGGCCAAACAGUUCCCAGUCAUGCUCGUCGCUAGAGAGCAAUGUCGACGCCCUCAGCAUCUCCCCGUGCGAACACGAGCUGGAACUGUCGUCUGACAGCUCAAGCGAAGAGGAGGAGGACCACCCCCACAGGACAGUACCCCGAACCUGCCACAUAAAUGCUGUGUUCACAUUCGACAACGAUUCUUACCCUCGGGCAAAUUUGAUGCAGAUAUACGGAUGUGAAGGUAAGCAGAAAGGAUGCUUCAAGGACGCGACCGAUGUGCAAUGUGUGGACAAAGGGAAGUGCAUAGUGACUGAUAUGAUCAACGGUCGUAUCUCGACCUUCAGCAGAAAUGGUCGAACUAAAGUCAUAAGAUGCAGUUGGGCACUGAGGGAACCGUGGGCCACGACCGUCGUCUCAGAAAACAAAAUCGCGGUCACGUCGAGAAAAGACAAGAACGUCUCCGUCAUUUCAAUGAAUGGGGACGUUCUCUUCUCGUUUGGUAGCCGAUUUUUUCAGUGUCCUUGUGGUAUUGCAGUGGACAAAAACGGUCGUUUCAUUGUAACAGAUAUCUUGUCCAAUGAGGUAUCGGUGUUUUCCCCUGAGGGCAAGUGGUUGUUUAACCUUGGGGACCCGCUUUCACCCGUCCAACAGUUCUGUUGUCCCCGCUACGUCCAUGUCAGUGCGUUCGGUGACAUCAUUGUGUGUGACUCUGGAAACCAUUGUAUUAAAGUCUUCAACGAACAUGGCAAUUUCAAGUUUACUUUUGGACAAUAUGGUCGACAGGAGGGAGCAUUCAAAGCCCCUUACGGCGUGACGUCAGACGGGGAGGGGAAUAUCAUUGUAGCAGACCAUUACAACGAUCGCAUUGCCUUGUUCUCGAAGAAUGGAGAAUUCUUAAGAAACAUUGUGAGUUCGGAGGACGGACUCUAUCACCCACAGGGGGUGGCAUUAUCUAGCGAUAUGCGAUUGUUUGUUACCCAUGGGAAACUGAAGGCCACUGAAGUUAUUGUGUAUUCAUUCAAUGACGAUGAAAAUGAAAUGCUGUAAAGUUGCUUGCGUUGCGAUAACCUAUUGUAAAGCUAGUCUCCUUAACAAACGAACCAUCAAACUAUUCAUGUAUGGAGUAAAAGUUUGGCUUAUGUCAUAAAAUACA